Ichthyophthirius multifiliis is the source of this 347-nucleotide messenger RNA. RefSeq lists its product as hypothetical. The annotation marks the transcript as partial. The transcript has a single exon. Lineage: Eukaryota; Ciliophora; Oligohymenophorea; Hymenostomatida. The record is from RefSeq and is a predicted model, not a curated record.
AAAAAAUAUAUUACCUUUUCCAAUACAUUUUCCAGUCCACGGACAAUGAUGAUCAAAUCCAUCAAUACAUAUAUCACAAUCACUACAGUGAUAAGUAUUAUUUUUUUUCUAUAUAUUACAUAUACAACAAUAUAUAUUAAAUGGCAAUUUUUUAUAUUAAUUUAUUUAUUCUUAUGUUGGACAUUAAGAAGCACUAGCAAUUCCUGGAUUUAUUAAAGCUGUUAAAAGAUAAAAAAUAUCUAUAUAAAAUAUACAAUAAGUGUGACUAUAAAACAUAUUUGACCUUUAUAAUAUGCAUAUUAAAAUAUUAAAUAAUAUGAAACUAUAACAAAAACUAACCACGUAAA